CUGUGGUAUCACUCAUCUUGGCUGAGGUUUUGAAACCUCUGCAUUAGCAAUCCCAAGAAAAUGAUGAGGCUUUGUAUAUUAAUUACAAUAGCUUACUUUGCUCACUCUGCAGACAGCACUGGGUCAGAGCUUUCGGUGAUGCAAUACCCUGAAGAUGCCAGCGUGCUCCUUAACUCCACGGUGUGGAUGCUGUGUGUAUUUGAGUACCCCAGCGAGGAGAACGAGGAGCCAGUCGUGUACUGGAGGAAAGGCCCCAACUGCCGCAACCAGCAGAGCCUCCAGUCGAGCCAUGACGCAGGCAGGCCACAGGUACAAAUUAUAAAGAACACUCUCAGGGGAUUCUCCAUCUUAAAACUGAGCAACGUCGACCAGAACGCCAGUAACUCCUAUUUCUGCGACGUGACGCUAACGCAGAAAAUCCAGGGCAAACGUGGAAACGGCACCAAGCUGACCGUGCAUGAUUUAAAAUGCAAAGACUGUAUAAGAUCUGAUAAGACCUGGUGGGGUUGGUUCCUUCUUCUUGGAUACACCAUCUUUGUCACCACAGUUAUCAUAGCUUUCGGUAUUCACCAGUGCUGUAAAAAAUGCAAGAAUGAAUCAAGAAACACAGAUAGCAGCGCUACUCUGCCAAGUGAAUGGAUUUAUGACCAGCCAUCCAGACCAGUUAAUAAUGGGUUUAAUCAAGAAUAUGAAGAUAUGUCACUAGUAAGAACUCUCAGUGACAUUGGAAGGAAAAUGAUAUAAAAAAACAAGGUGCGUGCAGUUGUAACUGAGACAUGAGCAUGUGUGAUGUGCUACUUCUAUCAAGACAGAAAAGGAACAUACACAUAGAUCACUUCAUUAACUUUUGUUCAAGGUUUUUUUAUCUGUUAAUGUAUUUAUUUCAAACUAAAGAAGUUACCACU
Messenger RNA from Chroicocephalus ridibundus (black-headed gull), 905 nucleotides. RefSeq lists its product as uncharacterized. The transcript has 4 exons. Gene Ontology annotation, cellular component: external side of plasma membrane; B cell receptor complex. The coding region runs from base 61 to 744 and encodes 227 amino acids. Gene Ontology annotation, biological process: B cell receptor signaling pathway; B cell differentiation. The record is from RefSeq and is a predicted model, not a curated record. Lineage: Eukaryota; Metazoa; Chordata; Aves; Charadriiformes; Laridae.